Molecule: messenger RNA, 489 nt
Organism: Suillus paluster
Lineage: Eukaryota; Fungi; Basidiomycota; Agaricomycetes; Boletales; Suillaceae
Exons: 3
Coding region: 128-370 (80 amino acids)
Source: RefSeq, a predicted model, not a curated record
CGUCAGGGGCUUGUUUGUCAGUAUUUGGAUUAGUUACAAGCUCGACGUUCGCGACAUCCCCCGCACUCAACCCUACCCCGUUCUCUGCGAACUAAGUGGAAAUCACAAUAAAACAAAUAGAGACACGAUGGCACUCCUCGGCACUGUUGCUGGCUUUUCAUUAUUCGGUCUGGCAGCGCGUUUCGGGCAGCUCGCAAUAAAGAAGAGAAAUCUCAUGGAGAACCUUGGCGGACACGCAUUAUCUAUGGGCGCUUUUGGUUUUGCUGGUUAUUGGGCAUAUCAGUGGGACGAACGUGCGGCGGUGAUGCUGGCGCAGAAGCGUGCGGAGAUUACUGAGCGGAGAGAAAGGAAGUUGGCGCAGGCUGCAUGACCUAGACUUGUGUGGAUGAGGUGCUUAGGUCAUGCUAUACGCCUGGAUGAUGGAAUCCACUGUGUACAUCACCUUUUUUCAACGCUGAACCCCAGUGAGAAUUGGACAUUCGAAAAUCA